CACUCCUCAUCAGUACCACCGGAGCCCCGGACAUUCCAACAAACCGGCCCUUCAUUCCCCCACAAAGCCAGCAGCACCCUCCAGCUUCUCCGCCCCGUCAUGAAACAGACUCUUAGCGAACUGAUGAGGAUGAGCAGGAUAUGCCGGAUGGUAUUUGCCACCUGUUUGGGAUCCUUUAUUCUGGUCAUCUUUUAUUUCCAAAGUAUGUUCCAACCAGUCAUGAGGAGGAACCCCUUCGUGGUGGACGGCUGCUGUAGGAAGGGGUCACGCAACGCCCUGCAGGAGCUCUACAACCCCACACAGUCGGAGCUGUCCGGAGCAGCCGUCCUCCACCAAGCCAGGAGGGAUCAGGUUGUGGAUGCCUGUCGAGUCUACAGUGCGUCCAGCCGUAAGCGCAGAGUCCUGACACCCGGAGACCUCAAACACCUUGUGGUGGACGAGGACCACGAGCUCAUCUACUGCUAUGUCCCCAAGGUGGCCUGUACCAACUGGAAACGCGUCAUGAUGGUGCUCACAGGCCGGGGCAAAUACAGUGAUCCAAUGGAAAUCCCAUCCAGUGAAGCCCACGUUCCCUCCAACCUGAAGACUCUGAACCAGUACAGUAUUGCUGAGAUCAACCACCGCCUCAAGAACUACCUCAAGUUCCUCUUUGUUCGCGAGCCCUUCGAGAGGCUGGUCUCCGCAUACCGCAACAAGUUCACCCUCAAGUACAACUCGUCCUUCCACAAGCGCUUCGGCACCCGCAUCAUCCGGCGCUACCGCAAGAACGCCACACAUGAAGCCCUGCUCAACGGUGCUGAUGUUAAAUUCAAAGAAUUCACUGAGUACCUGGUGGACCCGGCCACGCAGCGCGAUGGCCCACUCAACGAGCACUGGCAGACCGUGUACCAGCUUUGUCACCCAUGUCACAUCCAUUACGACCUGGUGGGCAAGUAUGAGUCACUGGAAGAAGACGCAAACUACUUAUUGCGGCUGGUGGGUGUUGGAGACUCCCUGCGCUUCCCGAGCUACGCCAAGUCCACUCGUACUACCGAUGCCAUGACGGCCCAGUUCUUCAGCAAUAUCAGCACUCAGCAGCAGAUCCAACUCUCCCAGCUUUACAAGUUGGACUUCCUCAUGUUUAAUUACUCCACACCCAGCUACCUCCGGCUGGACUAAUGGAGGACAGGGCUGGGACUCUGAGAAUGUCUGCCUUGUUUAAGGAGUGGCAACAAAAUGAGUGAUGGGCAGAAUUUUUUGGAAGCAAACUUGAUUUUAAAAAACUGUUGUCCUACCUUGCAGGCGUGGGGUCUGAAUUAGACGUAUAAACAGGUGCUGAAAGAAAGAAAGGUAUUGUGUGCUCGUGGGCUCAGUGAACCAAACGCAUGCAAAGACUAAAUUGUGCGGGUGAAGCAGGUCUUCAAGGUGUUUUAAAAGGGGAACAUAUCCUCAGAGGACGGACUUGAAGAGGGAUUCUCCUGAUAAUGUUCCCUACAUGUUUAAACUAACUGCUGACAAAUUAGGCUGCUUCAGAUUCUACAAAGCAAACAGCGGCCUCGCACGCGCCCUGACCCCAAUGCAUCGUGGGAGCUAAGCUUAUCUCCCCAACACCCCUGGAUCAAUAGAGAAACUCCGUCAAAUUGUAAAACACAGUCCAUGUCCUCUGCGCUGUCAGCGCGGUGUCUUAGCGUCCAUCUCCCUUGCCCUCAUUCGACUCAUACAUUUUAGAGGGAAACUGGCUCGUCACCGCCUCAAGGACGCCCUGUAACAGAUUGGUACUGACUUCACUCUCAAGACCUCUACAGCUGUAACUGUGGAGACAUGGCCUUCAGCCAACAGUUUUAACGAAACGAGUUGUCACUGGUCUGUCAUUAUGAUGUUGGCAGAAGGGACCUCCCGUGUUACAUCCUGUGAAAACAGAGACUUCUGCUGCAGCAGUGAAGCGUGGAAACGCUUAAUAAACCAUUGCCUGUAACACCAAGCAUCCUUAACACCUUUGAGCUACAGGACGGACUUACGUGUGUGGGUGCAGCAGCUGUGAGUGAAAAGUCUGCGCUGAAAGUUUGAGCUGAAAUAAAAGAGAGCCUGUGAAACAUAGCCCCGCCCUGCCCCGCCCCACAGUGCCCUGCCCAGGGCUUCGGUGGACACAACCAAGGCCACACCCACACAGCCCCUACUCCGACAAACAAACACAUCUUUCAGUAAAUUCAGACUAACUUUUUGUCUUUAUGAAUAUUUUUGUUUAUAUUGUCGUAUGAAACAUUGCUGCGAGCAGCAAUAACAAAAUAUUAUUUAAUUUGCUUUGUUGAUUAAAGAGAGAAAGACUUCAACUUCCCCUGGGCUGAUGAACAUUUUAAGACAUUUUUAAAGUUGAACUGUUGUUAAGUGUUUUGCUUUGUCAUUUUUCUUUACAACUUGCCUCUGAUACAUUAUUAGUGCAUCACAGCAUUUUCAUUUCUGCAGAGUAUACAGUCCAUUUCAGCCCAUGGCUUUGUCCUUCUGUCUCUGAGAUCAUCAGAGAUUUAUGUGUUAUUUUCAAUUUCCCGUUGUUUGGUGCCAAGAAGAGAUCCACACUCAGUGUUCGGUGCACAUCAUUACUGUUAAGCAAAUAAGAAUCCUCCACUCCUCAACCACAACAUGAGAACUAGCUGCUGCUCUCAGUCUACACAUCCACAAGCUACUGCUCACAAACUGUAAUGUGAUUCAUGUUAGCAAUGCAAAGCAAUAUCAAGGUUAAUAAGUGCACUCAUCAUGCUGUGAUUGGAUUGAAGGUUGUUGUGUAAGCAUUACACAGAGAGAGAGGACUUUUUUGACACCUCUGUAAAUUUGAAACGACUCCAGACAGAGAUUUUUUGGAACAGCUGCAUGCUCUUUGUAGCAAUUAACUGAACCAGAAAUCACAAUUUUCCCAUGCAUUUGUGCAUACUGUACUGCUCUCAGCUAGCAGCUACAGCUAAUGCAUGGAUGGAUGGAUGAUUAGGGCCUUAGGUAGGUCUUGGUUUAUUACCUGAUCUUGAAGCCCUGUCGAGUCACGUCCUGUUUAUUUAUACAGCCCGAUAUCACAAAUUUGUCUCCGAGGGCUUUACAUACAGACAUGAGGAAAAACUCCACAAAAAAGCAACCAAACCUUUACUGUGAAAAAAGGGAAAAUCCUUUUCAUCUCCCAGAAUGGCCAGAAUUACAACAUGAAGAACUAGAAAUACAAUAUUAAAUUCACUGAAUAAAUACAUGUUUGGUGUAAUACAUUUACAAGUCUUGAAGAGGGACCCAGUAUCAAAAUCUUCUUAUUAAGACUUUCUUAUUUUCAGCUGAUGCUAUGCUUACAUAGUGCAUCUUCUUUAAUCAAUUUGUGUUUAAUCAAAUUACCGCAUGGCAAACCUGGGGCCAUGUAAUAUUGCAGCAUCGGAAUACUGUACACAAUGCGCAUACAACACUGCACCCAGUAAUGUAAUAAUUUCCUGAAAAUGUAAUAAAAUGUGCAUCUAACUUGAAAAUUACCUCGUACAUCUAUAACGUGAGACAGGUGGGACGCUUAGGUCAAAAGUUGCAAAGAAACUCCAGCACACAACAUUUCAUGGGAAUUUAAUCAACUGUUUUGCUUGUGUAACGUUUACCUGCGGCUUUUGUCAUCUUCUGAUAGUGUCUAAUUUAACUCUGGUAUAAUGGAUGACGACCAAUCAGCAUAUGUAUAAAUGUUAUUACAACAUUAGUCAUCACAUUAUUUGUCAAGUCAUUACAUUAUUGGAUUUUAUUACAUUAUUGAUCAAGUUAAUUGCCAAUUUUAUAACAUUUUCAGUAAAUUAUUACAUUAUUGGGUCAGCCUGGUUACAACAAACUGGGUGUUUACCAGGCAGGGACGGUCUAACUAAAGAUAGUAUUGGGUCUCAUGGGAAAUGUAGGCUUGACCAGAGACCAAAUGUCAGGAUAUCAGGAUAUAUAUUUUAAAAUCUGUCUGUUGUAAGUCCCCCGACCUUUUGGAAGUGUAAUUGGAGUAUCACCUUUAAAGUAAUUUUGCAAAUAUACAGCUUUGGAAUGCAGGAGAUGGACAGUUUUCCAUAAUUUUUUACUUCCAAUCUGAUAGUUAGGUAAACUGUAUCUAUUUACUUGAUAGCUCAUACUGCAAUGUUAGGUCCACUUCAGUAGAAAGUUGUGUCUAGUGGUGACCCCCAUGUCUUUAAAAUGAAGCUGGUGGGUGAACUGAAAUCUUAGAUUAUAAAUAGAGCGAUAUUUUCUUCAGUAUACAUUGUGGUGGAUAUUUUACAAACCUCCUCUUACAGCCGUUGAAGUAUUAUUACUGUACAUGUGUGCACAUGCCUAUGUGGGUUAUAAUGCGAGAACAGCAUUAUUUUUCUGUUUUUUUUUUACCCCCCACCCCACACACACAUGUGGCUCUAAUAAAGCUACCGGCCUGGCCUGUAGACCCGGCUGUCGUCCUCCUGCAGAAACAAUGGCUGUAUUCUCAUCCCAGCCUCCUUCUGUGUCAGGCACACAAAAUACACAUAAACUCAGAUUGCACAUUAGCACUCCUGCUGAUCUUGAUGCCACGCAGCAUCUUGCUCAGCAGUUGUAAGCAGAGGCACGGGCGGGCAACACCGGGCGGGCAGCACCUCUCCACUUUAACACACUGUCUGAGCCUCAGCUUAAACUGCUCAUUUAACCUCCAAAAUGGAAGACGAACAAUACACAAAGGACCUCUUAGUUGCAAACAAGCCAUUACAGAGGCCUCUUUUCUCCUCGCUCUAUUUUUUCCUCUCCCACACCACUCCAAAAGUGGCCUCCUGUAUAAAAAAAUAGAAGCAUGUCAGUGUUGAUGAUCCCUACCGUCCCUGCAGGAAAAGGGCAGCUGACUUAAGAAAACAGAGCUGGUAAAAUAUCCCCACAGGGAACCAAGCGAGCACAGAGAGGUCCCAGCUUACAUUCUGCCUCAGAUAAAAACAAACAACUACAUUUCGUGUACCUCUGUCUCUAUUAUUAGCUCCUCAGUCUGCAUAAAUAGAGGCCUGUUCACUGCCCAGUUGUCUCAUACUGUAGGACUGUUUAUAUUCAAGUCAAACCAAACAGGUAUAUUUAUGAUGUUUUUGAACGAUGUCUGUUAUUAGACUGAAUUACAUGUUUGUUUUUUUGCAGGAUGGAACACAGGAAGGUGUCUAAACAUAUCUGGGAGUUUUUCUCUCAACGAGAAGUGGAUGUUGGGAUUUGUGCUUAUAUCUUUAUUUUGUUAUUUUUGCACAGAUUAACACAUUUUAUAUACAGUAAAGCGUAAUGUCAGAGCAGGUAAAUAUUACGAAUUAGGUCAGUUGGGAGAUUUGAUGAGAAGAUCAAUACCACUCUCAUAUCUGUUGAAGAUGGAGCUACAGCCAGUAGUCGGUUACAUUUGCUUAGCACAGAAGACUGGAAAUUGGAGGAAACAGCUUGCUUGGCUAGACUGCAAGUCUACAGCUAUGCUAGCAGCUCUGUAAGGUUGUACUUAUGCACAGCAGAGCUUUAAAUUAAAUGCUAAUGCCAGCAUGCUAACAUGAUCACAAUGACAAUGCUAAAAUGCUGAUGUGCAGCAGGUAAAGUCUUAGCGUAUUAUUAGCACUAAACAUUAAGUACAAAUGAGACUGAUGGGAAUAUCAAACCAAAAUAUGCACAAAUGUAGAUGUUGAUCUGAUGAUGGUGUUAAAAGUUAAGGGAUCGCCAACAUUUUAAAAGUUCACCCUGCAUGUCAUCCAAAAGAGCCACACUGCUUAUGUAGCUAAAAAAAUAUGUCUACUGCCUGCACAGCAAUGGAAAGUUCACUAAUAAACAUUUACUUAAAAUUACAUACAUUUUUGUCAGCUGUUUUCCGUGUUCCCAUCUUAGCUUAGCUUAGCAUAGGCUGCUAGCUGUAGCUUCAUAUUUAACAGAAAGACAUGAGUGAGUCUUCUCAUUUGACUCUCAGCAAGAAAGCAAAUAAGUUUAUUUCCCAAAAUGUCAAAUUACUCCUUCAAAGGGCAGAAGUUAUCUUGAAGAAUAAAUGAAAACAGAUUUCUAUUGUUUGUUUUUUUAUUUUUGUUCUUUUUUGGCACCAAAAAAAAAGUACUGAAAAGAUAUUCCAACAAAAAAUAUGAUCAUAUCUCAUAUCAUCAGCCCAGAGGAACAAAGCCAGGAACUUUUUUACCCCGCUUCUUCUCUGCCUGUUGCAUUUCGGACAUAUCUACAGUCCCAGUGCAGGAUAUUUUUGUACAGUUUAGACACGAUGUCAUUCAUUCUGCUGACGUUUUUGAGCUGUCUUGAUGUCCAAUCGAUUUAUUACUCUGGUUGUCUCACACACUGAGAGACACUACAUUUGUGUUGCGCUCCUGUUUCUCUGUGCCUUUCAUUCACAGCGACACAGAGCUGCUGAAAGAAGAUGCAGAGCGCCUUCUCUCUCUGUUCCCUGGGCCUUCCUUCAUACUGACACACAAAUACAGCGACCGUGUCUGCCACAUGGUUCUCACUACGCUAUUUCACACACUCUGCUGUUGUAAGUUAUCAAUAUAAUUAUAAAACGAUUGGGAAAAGGGUGAAAAGAUUGUCUGCCUAUAUGGGUUCAGAUUAUGAAUUUGCUCGAUUACUUUGUGGCACAAAAAAGGAACAUUUCUGAUAUCAGAAGAUGUUUUUGGCUAUUAACCUUCCUCUUGGUCUUCUAAACAGAUAUUCCACAACAAACAGGAGAGGACAAGACAAGUAUCAACACUGGCUUUGCCACCGCAACCAAAUUCAGUUUUAAUUUGAGGAACACAAAAUGCAACACAUAGAUUUUUUGUUUACUUCUUUUUACUCCAUUCUCACUCCUAAAAUUCACUUCUCACGUGACAAACCCCUCACUACAGUAGUGACACUUAAACACAAACACUGUCACAUGCACUCACUGCGAUAUCAUACAGUUAAGCACCUGCAGAAGCCCAAAUGUGACUGCACCAAGACAAUUAGAGACCAGAGAAAAGCUCCUGAGGCUCUCAGGUCAUCUUCACGCCAAUAUGGAUGCAUUGGAACCUUUUUUUUCUUAAUGAAAAGGAUCUCAAAAACAUCGAUAAAAACAGACUCAGUUUUAAUAAUUGUCAUUCACUGUUGAGAAUUUUGACUUGUUGGCGCUGACACACUUUCUUUCCACUUGCUCUGUUCAAGAUACAGUUUCCCAAAUUUGGCCAUCUUUCCUAUCAGUUAUGAUAACUCUGUGCCCACCAAAACAACCGCUGAGAUCUGACAUGGUGACAUUGCUGCAGUGUUACUAAUAAGCUCUCUUUUUACAGAAAAGCUGUGUGUGCACAAAUAUGGCAAUCACUUUAGGUCUAGGCCAAUAGUCAAAGUUGAAUGUCAAAGAUGAUCUGUAAUAGUUUGGUUCCAAAACUCUGAAAUGGCCACAUCUCUGACACAUUCAGCAAUUCCAGUAGAUCUUGUCAUAUGCCCACUGAUGGCUUUUUCAGCCAGUUGGAGAAACCAAUAAAAGCUUUGUAGACGGGAUCAUCUUUCUACAAAGCUAUAGCUAGCUACUGUCAUGGAAGGUAACGACAGGAAAAAUGAUGACAUGCGUACAUGACUGUGUUGUAAAUUGACUGACAGGAUUAACAGCUAUUAAAUCUACACAUUUGUUCAAUCAUUAUAUAAAAUCUUAACUGUUCCUAGCAGCUACCACAGCUUACCAAGAGCUCUUCUAACAAGAACACAAUGUAAGGCUUACUGAAUUAAUAAUCAAAGAUUUUCAAGCUAGGUCUAAAAGUUUGACCUAUGCAUACUUUUUCCCUGUGAAUUGAGGUUUUAGAUGAUCUUGAUAAUCGGUUGGCUUGUUUGUUGCCUGUGUGAUCAUAUGGCUGCUCGUGUUUGUCACCCCAUCCGAUUUUGUUGUAGACAUGUCAUCGGGUUCUCAGAUCUCAGCGAUUACUUUGGUGAGCACACUGUUAUCAAAACCAAUAAAAAUGAUGGAUUGUAUUUUAUCCAUGCCGCAAUAAAGUGAAAUGAUCCAGUUGCAUGAUGUGAUUUUUAAUAAGAGGCUGUUUUUUGAAUAGAAUCUUGCUUUUAACAGAGCAAGUGAGAGGAAUAUGCCCAGAGGAAUGCCUUCCAUUAAUCUUCUUUGAUAAAUUAGUGGGGGUGGAAGGCUUACCACAUUCUAACACAAUAGUGACAUUUGUCCACACAAGCGUGGCCAUGGCCCCAGUGUGCCAGCUUUCACGUGUCUCUGUAUUGCUCUGACAUCUUGUACAUCCUCCUUCAGUGAGCAGAGAUCCAGCAGUGUUUCCAGCAGCUUCCUGUUCUGCCAAAUAGCGUGGAUGUUGCGUGUGUGAGUCCUAAUCAGCGGUGCCUGUUACUGAAUUUAUAUCAUAAGCAUUUUUCACCAUACCAUGCGUAUCAUGAGUGCCUCAUGUGCUGUAUCUACACGUGGAGCAGCUAGAUAAUGGCUGCAGUGUUUGUGCGUGGGUGUGUGUGCGUGUGUGUGUGUGUGUGUGCGUGUGUCACUCUGUGUUGUCCACACAUUCCCCCAGGUGGGAAUGACUCAGAGGAAGGCUCUCAUUCAAACCAUAGACUGUAGAUUCAAACAGGCACCACUUAUUUAUUUAUUUAUUCUCAGACAACUUCCCAAACUUCCAUGCUAUCACCGUGGUAACACACCUAAACUGUCUGUAUUUCUCGUUUACAGCCUCUCACUGUUCUGUUGUACUCGUUUUCAUGCACACUCACCAAAAUCAUGAAUAAUUAACUGUGUACUGAACACUGAGUAUGGAAGAGUGGUGUCGAUCCUACAGCAGCAUGACCUGCGGUUCAUCCUGUCUGAUGUUUUCACAAUAAAAUAACACUGAAACGUA
This is a messenger RNA of Micropterus salmoides (largemouth bass), 8783 nucleotides long. It is a transcript of the gene chst11, whose product is annotated as carbohydrate (chondroitin 4) sulfotransferase 11. Gene Ontology annotation, cellular component: membrane. Gene Ontology annotation, biological process: proteoglycan biosynthetic process; carbohydrate biosynthetic process. The coding region runs from base 100 to 1158 and encodes 352 amino acids. The transcript has 4 exons. NCBI's taxonomy places the organism in Eukaryota, Metazoa, Chordata, Actinopteri, Centrarchiformes, Centrarchidae. The record is from RefSeq and is a predicted model, not a curated record. Gene Ontology annotation, molecular function: sulfotransferase activity.